Molecule: messenger RNA, 3989 nt
Organism: Xenia sp. Carnegie-2017
Lineage: Eukaryota; Metazoa; Cnidaria; Anthozoa; Malacalcyonacea; Xeniidae
Product: protein phosphatase 1 regulatory subunit 12A-like
Exons: 19
Coding region: 38-2746 (902 amino acids)
Cellular component (GO): cytoplasm
Molecular function (GO): protein kinase binding; enzyme inhibitor activity; phosphatase regulator activity
Source: RefSeq, a predicted model, not a curated record
GGCAGCUCAGAUCAGCUCGGCACGUCAUUAUGGGAAAAUGGCGGAUACUGGUGGAAAUGAAACUCCGAGAGUGACUUCGGCUUUUUUAAAACGACAAGAGCAACUACAGCGUUGGAAUCAGAGCGAAACAGCUCGGGAACCUGUGUACAAGCCUACGAAACGAAAUAUAGUGAAUUUCGACGAUGGUACGGUGUUCUUAUCGGCCGCUUCUGCCGGCGACUUGGAAGAAGUCAAGAAACUACUGCAAAAGGGUUCGGACGUAAACUAUCAAAAUAGCGACGGUCUUACUGCGUUACAUCAGGCGUGUGUGGACGAGAAUUACGAUUUAGUCGAAUUGCUGGUGCAAAAUAAAGCUGAUCUUGAAGUUCGUGAUAACGAAGGUUGGACCGCAUUACAUGCAGCGGCGAGUUCGGGAAACAUUCAAAUCACUGAAUUUCUGAUUGAGCAUGGAGCGGAUAUUGCGGCUGUCAACAAUGAAGGAGAACUUCCUCUUGAUCUUUCUGAAGAAGAUGAGAUGGAAGAGUAUUUACAAAAUCAACUGCGUAAAGCUAACAUUGAUGUAAAAGUUGCUCGUGCUGAAGAAGAAAGGAUCAUGGAAGAGCAUGCACAAUCCUGGUUGAACAAGGGGCAUAUUGAUGCAGGCCAAGAUCCUACAACUGGUGCGACGCCAUUGCAUAUUGCUGCCGCCAAGGAAUAUAAAAAAGUUGUUAGUCUUUUAUUGCAAGCUGGUGCUGAUCCCAAUGCAAAAGAUUUUGAUAAAUGGACUCCACUGCACGCUGCUGCUCACUGGGGACAGAAGGAAUCGUGCAAAUUAUUGGCUGAUUACGGUGCUGAUUUUACCCUCAGGAACCACGUGGGUUUGACUCCAAUCGAUAUUGCUGAGCCAGAAAUCGAGAAAUAUUUGGAAGAGUUGAAGAAAAAACAAAUGGAGAAACCCAAAAUUAACGCGUCAAUAACACCAAUGAAAAACAUCAACAGUGGUCAGCCGCCAUUGACAAGAAGACAAAUAACGAGAGACAUGACGCCCAAUCGAAGCUAUAACGUGAUUGAAGAGCGAUCCAUCACUCGUAUAAAAGACACGGGACUCUCAAAGACGGACGUCAACCAGGAACGCAAGGCGCUUUCCGAGCGCAUAACUCCUACCAAAGAUGUUCCCAAAGAGAGCCACGAAGAUACCACUAAUAAUAAGCAUUCUUCGAGCAGCGCCGAGACGGACUCGGAGGAGUCAGAAACGUCCGAGGAAUCCUCAGAAGAAGCGUCCGAAGGCCAGGAGAUCAUGCUUCGAGCCACUACGAAAAUUAUAAGCAAGAAACCCGGUUCGGAAUCCGACUCCGAAUCAGAAAAGAACCCUAAAAAUUCAAUAGCUACGCAAAAUGGUUCCACCGUCGCGAACUCUCCUCGAACUCGAAAUCCUACAUUUUUGCCAAUGAAUAACAAGAAUGCAGUUUCGACCAGCGCUAGAACCAAUUCUUAUACGUCACGACCAAUAAAUAGCGUAGCUAGGACAUAUCCUGCUGUGGAGAGGAGAGAAGAUACAGGUUCAACAAAGACGGAUAAGUUUGGACUUAAUCGCGGUGGCAGAGUAAGUAGAAGUGAAGAUGGCGACUCCACGACAAGAGAUCUCGACACUCGACGAAAACUGUUUGAAUGGACAAGCAAUAGCUAUUUUUCGCGCCUUAACAAUGAGGAUAGUAAGGACAGUAGGGGAUCGGACGACGCAAGCAAGAUAAACGAAGAUAACUCGAAAAAAGAGGAGGAAUCUCGUCCAAGUUAUCGCUCUCAGCUUCGAGACUCCAAGUUGUCAUCGUAUACAUCUCGGGUGAGACCGUCAUCGAGAAACUUCGACGACGACAAGUCGAAGUUGAACGAUGUUGAUUCGUCUACCACUCGGCGGAAUAACAUCUCUGGUCGGUCCACUAUCUAUUCCGACCGAGAUAAGGAUAAAAAUGAAACGAGUACAUCGUCGUACACGAGCAGGCGUCGAUUACGGGGCGAUCCGACCCACGAUAGCUCAUCACGUGAUACUUCGUCGCGUGAUACAUCGACACGUGAUACAACGUCAAGUCGAUAUACUUCCAGUUACCUUCGGUCCACCAGCUCCGACAACUUCUCAAGUCGUAUUAGCGAAAGGGAAAAGGAACGACAAAGAGAAGCGGAGAAGGAAAAGGAAAACGAAAACCAGAGUGAAAAGGAAAAACAAAAAGAGAAAGAGACCGAAAAAGAGUCCGUUGAUAAAUCUGCAUCUCGCGUUAGAAAGAGUCGCAGACCUCGUGAGAAAAGAAGAUCAACUGGAGUGGCAUACAUGCCUUCUGAGAGCGAUGAAGACGAGCCAGACGAGCUUCAAGAAGCAAAGAAGAACACAAUGAUGAACGAAGAUAUCGAAGAGAAAGAAAAACCUAAAGAAGAGACUAGGAGUCAAGUGGAUAGGAUACGUGCUGGAAGGACGGUCACUUCGACGUCCACAACAGAUCGGUUUAAAAAUUCGUCUAGAAUAUCCGACAGCAAGUCGAAUAGUGACGUAAAUACACUACAAGAUAAACUACGUGAGACGCAAAUUGAAUUAGAUGAGACCAAAACUAAGCUAGAAAAAACAGUUCAGGAGAAAAAUAAGUUAGAGCGAAAAUUAGAGAAUAUGGAGGAUGACUUAAAGCAACUAAAUGAUCUCCGAGAAGACAACAAAAGACUUAAAGACGAAAACGGUGCACUUAUUCGAGUAAUUAGUAAGCUGUCGCGAACACCCACGUGAAUAUUGUAUCGCGUUGAAGAAUCACGAAAGUCAGACCGCGUGGAAUGCGCGUGCGCACAUAUAUGCAAUUUUAUAAAGUACUUCUUGUUUGUGAAAAGAUGUCUUCAAGCGGCAAAUCGGCGCAAUUAUCGCGUGGCUAAAGAUUUCGUGCACUGAAUUGUUUUGGAUGGCAUGUAAUGCGUUGAAUAUCACAUGUGUUUUAGCACAAUUAGAGGAAAUAAGAAGAUGGAAAGAAUUAUUUUAGGUGUAUUUUAACACUAUAGGUAGCUACAAAAUUAUUUUCUCGGCUAAUAUGUUCUAUCACAACUUUACAUGUAUAAGCAUUACAUCACCACAAUCUAAACGUGCAAAAUACGGAUUAAGUGAUCGAGCAACGUGGAUUCGCUUUCCGUGGCUAACCCAGGCAAAUUUCCUUGGAAUUUUCGUCGUUUUGCUUUGCGUACUGAACGAAAAGACGACUUAUAUAUCAAAUUUUCUGGUUGUGUUGUUCGCAAACUUGCUUGCCUGGGUUGGCUGCUCAAAGCAUUUAAUGAAUAGAUAGUAACCACGAACACAAACCUUAUAUAUUUGGAGGAGAUUUUUUUUCAUGGCGAAUCGGUGGUGGAGAAACUGAUGGCUAUUGAAUCUUGUUAAACACUAAAUUUGAAGCAGCUCUUGUCAUUUGUGGUAAUGUCUGCGGCUUGUGUUCAGUUUUUUUGUUUAUUCACUUGGUCUUUUGAUUAAUUUGUGAAAGACAUAUAUUGUACUUUGUGGAAUGGUCGAUAGGUUACAAAAUCGCAUAAUAUGCCUUCUUUAUGAAGAUCUCUAUUGUAAUUAAACGGGUGUCGGCUUUGACAAAAAUGUGCGAGAAUCGAUUUUGGUUGCUUUUCUGUAAGUCGUUUUCGGGGGCGCGGAUGUUUUUUAUACAAUUAUUUGUAACCUUUCUAUUGGUAUCUAUUGUCGCUAAAUUCAACGUCGAUUCCUGCGUCCUUUUUGCAAGGUUGCUUGAUUCAACCGAGAUAAUCAUGGUGUUGCUAUUGUGAUUAUUUAUCUGUGGUGAAAACGACCGAAACUCGUUUCUCGCACCUAACAUGUUACGCAUGAACUGAAUAUGAGCGACUAUUUUGUAAGAUCAGAAGUUUAUCGACUGCAAGCUUCAGAAAUAGACACACGAACACUGCUAUAGACAAAUGUGCUUACAGAGUCUCGUACUAUAUCUACUUGAAAUAUUUUGUAUUUGUAAAUAAAAUUGAUAUGUUUUGUA